AUGACUCAACAAGCUAAUAUCGGAUUACCAAAUCGACCGUUCCGUAUUUCGAACGUAUCUCCUUCAGCAAAUAUUUUUGAAGAUGAUCAAUACAUGGCUAAUCUUAUCGAUCAACAUUUAGCUUUAAGUUCCUCUGGAAGAUCACGCAAAGUGUCGACGAUCAGCCAGCCUAUUCUUACUGAAGACAUUUCGUUAUUCAAUAACGCAGGCUUUCUUCCUCAUCAAAUUCGUCGUUCAGAAACUUCAUAUCCGUAUGCAUAUAAACCAUCCGGAAAUCUCCAAGCAAAGUCAGGUGUUCAGUUACGAAACACUUCUACGUGUACGGAUGACUUCCACGAAGAAUUACCAAUUAACAUAAAUCAUCUACGUCGUCAACAAACCAAAGGAAUUAAGAAAACAAUCAAAUCGAUUUCAAAAACACGUGUGCUGGAUCCGUGUGCACAAUCAAUGGAAAGUGCUGUUCAACUCGAUCAUUGUCAACGUUUAGCUGCACCACACCCAAUUAGAUAUAAAAUUUCNUCGUAG
Adineta ricciae is the source of this 525-nucleotide messenger RNA. Lineage: Eukaryota; Metazoa; Rotifera; Eurotatoria; Adinetida; Adinetidae. The record is from the annotation of a GenBank genome assembly.